This is a messenger RNA of Triticum aestivum (bread wheat), 2184 nucleotides long. Its product is annotated as increased DNA methylation 1. The coding region runs from base 29 to 2041 and encodes 670 amino acids. Gene Ontology annotation, cellular component: nucleus. Gene Ontology annotation, molecular function: transcription corepressor activity; acyltransferase activity, transferring groups other than amino-acyl groups. Gene Ontology annotation, biological process: regulation of transcription by RNA polymerase II; negative regulation of DNA-templated transcription. The record is from RefSeq and is a predicted model, not a curated record. The transcript is spliced from 6 exons. NCBI's taxonomy places the organism in Eukaryota, Viridiplantae, Streptophyta, Magnoliopsida, Poales, Poaceae.
GCGGGGUUCUUCUUUCCGGCCAUUGUCGAUGCAGAGCAAUGGGAGAACGCCGCCAUUGUUCUCCCCUGAGAGUGGCCGUGGGAUGCCACCACCUGUUGUUUAUUCCCGGAAACAGGGGGCUAGCGCCGAUGGUGGGCCUUCUGCCAUAUUGAGAGACGGCGGCGGCAACCACCAUGCCAGCAGCACUGACGGUGGCCACGGCCAACCAGUGAGCGAGAGGCUGCUUCAGAUCGUUCCUGCUAACACCAGAGCUGGGAAGGGCAAGAACGUGCCACCGGCCGGUGGCACUGCCGUGCCGGCAAACGGCCGCGUACGGAAGACACGCGCGCCCAAGGGGAGCAGCACUCUAGCAGAAUCCAGGAAGGUGCCCGGCAAGAAAUCUGACGCCGGCGAACCGGCGGGCAUGCACCAUGGCACCCAAGACAACGACCAGCUGAAGACUGUCUCGGCUCCAAGCAACAGCAGGAAUAGGAAGAGCACGGCCUCUGCCUCAGCCGUGUCAUCGAGCCGGAGGCCUCGCAGGAAUAACAGUAGCACGUCCGGCACGGCGGCGGCCGGAGCCAAGAAGCACACCAUCCUGACAUGGCUGAUCGACUGCGGUGUGCUCAAAGAGAACGAGAAGGUCUCGUACGCGGACAGCACCAGCUUCGCCACGAAGGCCUCUGGCGCGGUGACUAGGGCCGGCAUCCAGUGCACCUGCUGCGACGCCACGAUGGCGCCCCCGGCCUUCUCGUCUCACGCCGGCUCCGAGGACUCGGCACCGUGGGAGAGGCUCCUGCUAAAGUCCGGCAAGUCGUUGCUGGAGUGCGUGCGGGAGGCAUGGGAGGGGGAGCACCUGAGGAUCUUACACGCCAAGCAGAAGGCACAGGCUGCGGUGGAGAAGGAACGGGAGAGGAGCACACAGGAGAAGAAGCGUGCUCUGCUGCUCGCCAAGCAGAGCAGGAAGGAACCAGCCCUCGCCCUCGACCUCGACGGGACCAACUAUGGCGGGGACGACGACCGGAGCGACGACGCGUGCGGCGUGUGCGCAGACGGCGGACAGCUGCUGUGCUGCGACAACUGCCCGUCCACCUUCCACCCGGAGUGCCUCGCCGUGGAGGUCCCUGAGGACUCCUGGGUCUGCCACUACUGCCGCUGCUUCCUGUGCUCCGCCGACGAUGACGGCCAUGGCGGCCUCUCCAUCUGCCACCAGUGCACCCGCAAGUAUCACCACCACUGCCGCGCGCCCCUGUUGGCCGGGCACGAGAUCGGGCCCUACUGCAGCAAAGCCUGCAACAAGAUAGCGGUGAAUCUGUCAAACAUGGUGGGAGCCAUGGUCAGCAUCGGCGAGGAAGGCCACUCAUGGUCCCUGUUAAAGUUCCAAGAGGGCUCCGUGACGUCAGACCCCGCCGCCCUGCUGGAGUGCAACGCGAAGCUGGCAGUGGCGUUGGGCGUGCUGAAUGAGUGCUUCAACCCCGUGAAGGACAGGCUGACCGGCAUUGACAUGCUUCACCAGGCCGUCUACAGCGUCGAAUCGGACUUCAAGCGGCUGAGCUAUCAACGGUUUUACACCAUAGUUCUGGAGAAGGACACGGAGAUCAUAUCUGUAGCCUUGCUCAGGUUCCAUGGGGCCAAGCUGGCGGAGAUGCCGUUCGCGUGCACACUGCCGCAGUACCAUAGACAAGGGAUGAUGCGCCUCCUCGUCAAUGCCAUCGACAAGGUGCUACAAUCGGUGCAGGUGGAGAAUUUGGUGAUCUCGGCGGUGGAUGAGGUAGUGGACACAUGGAAGAAGCUUGGCUUCGAGGACGUGGAGCCACAGCUGAGAGAUGAGGCCAAGAGGCUCAGCAUGGUCACCAUUGCCGGCACCAUCCUACUCCAGAAGCCCACGGCCAAGCAGGACAUGUUGCUGAUAACCGAGGACGAGCGGGCGUUCCUGGAGAUGAGCUGGCUGCGCUGCAGCUUUGUCGACCUCUUGACCGGGACCGCGUUCCCAUGGUCGCCAUAUGCUGACCCCGUGGCCGUUGCCGUGAGGGGGGCGGGCGGCGGCGGUGGCGAGGCGUAGCUACGCCGCGGCCUCAUGCAGCGACAACCUCCACCUCCGCGUGAACAAGUGAUCAUGACUCCAUUUUCUGAAGAAUUUGUUGUGUUUCUUUAUUUGACAAUUGAAGUUAGUUUACAUACCGUUUGUUUUAAAAAGUCGGAAGA